AUGACUGGGCAUAUUAUUGGACAGAGCAAUGAUCUUGUCAUUGAUGCGUCCGAAAUGACCAGAAACGGCUGGGAGUCAUUCGAGAAACACGCCACGUACUCCGUUAUCAUCGAGUACAAGGAUAUCGUAUUCAAGCCUGUGGUACCUAUAAUUGGUAACUGCGAGCACCACAUGAAUAUGAAGUGCCUCAACACUGCAAUGUUUAUGGUGUUGCUCGCUGCGCCGGAGUGA
Molecule: messenger RNA, 231 nt
Organism: Peronospora farinosa
Lineage: Eukaryota; Oomycota; Peronosporomycetes; Peronosporales; Peronosporaceae
Source: the annotation of a GenBank genome assembly